This is a messenger RNA of Porites evermanni, 1804 nucleotides long. The record is from the annotation of a GenBank genome assembly. NCBI's taxonomy places the organism in Eukaryota, Metazoa, Cnidaria, Anthozoa, Scleractinia, Poritidae.
AUGUCUAAUCCAGUCCUGUCUUUCUUUAAGACUGCUCCAAUACCUCACGGGUUAGACAGGAUACCAGAUAUACAGGGAUACCUUGUGAUCAACUCUGAUGGAGCAGUGCUCGCUGUGAGUGUUUGGCUGAGAAAUCAAACAUUUGAUAUACAGUACAUUGGAACCCUUUCCUAUGACCACCUGGGUUAUAUACUUAACAAAUAAAUACCAAUAAUUGUUGCCGUGUGCCUGUUCAUUAGUAGAUCACAGAUGACAUUGAAAUGUGGUAAAAACAAGAGUGGCACAAGAUUUGCAGAUGAGUGUGUCACAAGGGAGCUGAAGCAAAGAUGAUGACAACAGCAGUGAAAACGUCAAUAAAAAUUAAUUAACAUCCUUUCAAACUCUAUUGCAUCUAUUUGGAUCUGCCCAGUAUGUCAAAUGUAGGCGACUUUUCCUAGAGUUUUAAAUCUUAAGGGCUCUAUCCAGGUUCAAAACAAGAAAGGAAAAUUGGCUAUUUGCAUGUUCACAUCCUCCAUGAAACCUCACAUUAGUAGGCUUUACGUGAAAGUUGCGCAAUGAAUGUCAAAGAAUGUACUAAAAAGUGUCAUGUACAUGCAGAGCUGUUGUUUUGUGGAAAAACCAUUGUUUUUUGAUGUUGUGGUUGUUGAAGCUCCCUACUGAUGUUUUAGCACAUUUUGACAUCUUCUGUGAUCUAUUACCUAACAUACCCACAGCAACAUGGAAUCCCUUUUAUACAAUGAACAAGAAAGAAAAAACUUUUCUUGGGUGUCAUCCAUUUUCCGUACUCUAAAGCCUGGUUUCCAUGUGAUCGUCCCGAUCGCCCCAGUCAUUCCAAAAUAUUUCGAGACGAUCCGGACGACUGGGGUAAUUGGUAGUUUCCAUAUGAUCGUCCCUAUCGCCUCAAAGGCAAGAGGGGCGGGGUCGUCGGCGAUGUCUCUGGGUCAGACAAUAGAAUUUUUGUGCAUGUUUUGCAAACAAGCCACAUAAAUGGAUGAUUUUUAUUCGUAAAGCGAACCUCGCACCUUGGUAUCUGCUUUUUCUCUUGAUUUUCCAGCAUUGACAAGCUAGAAUAGUUCCCCGAAGACAUAGCAUCUCUACGAAAACUUUCUUUAAUUUCAAAUAACCCCAUACGCGCUGCGAACAUUUGUGUAUUAUUUUUUCGGCUUCAGCGCCAUGCGGGCCGAAUUUAUUCUCGAUUACUGGAAUAAAAGUGAUGACUUCUGGCAUGGCCUUCGAUCAUCCCGAUCGUGUCAGUCGUCUGAGAGCGUUUCUAUAUGAUCGCUUCAAAAUUUACAUGAUCGUCCUGAUCGUCCGGAUAGAACUCAACUCUUUCCAAGCAAUCGAGGUCGUCUCAGUCGUCCGGGUCGUUUGCGAUCGUCUGAACAUUUUUUGAGACCACUAGUACGAUUGGGACGAUCCGGAUGAUCAUAUGGAAACCAGGCUUAAUAGAUCAUGGGCAAGGGUCAAUUAAAGCACCUGUAAUAUUCACCACAUUGUAUUAAACAAUGUACAUUAAUUUGAACCUCAAACAAAAAAUCAUAGGGACCCGCUGCCCAAUCUUGAAGGGGAAAUGAGUAUGCUCUACAAUUCCUUGACUUUUGUUUCAAUAAUAUUAUUAUGGUCUCUUCAGUCCUCUGGUGACCUUGAAAACAAUGAGAAUAUAGCAGAAGUGAUAACAAAGAUGCUUCAAACAGCCGCCAAAGUUCCCAUAUCAGGCGACAGGACACAGACAUUCAAGAGAAUGUCAGGUGGGUUGUUGAUUGUGCUGGGGCUAUUUUAUCUCGCCACCUUAUUGUUGAGUUAA